This is a messenger RNA of Drosophila ficusphila, 1320 nucleotides long. RefSeq lists its product as uncharacterized. Gene Ontology annotation, molecular function: nucleic acid binding. The record is from RefSeq and is a predicted model, not a curated record. The transcript has 2 exons. Gene Ontology annotation, biological process: DNA integration. NCBI's taxonomy places the organism in Eukaryota, Metazoa, Arthropoda, Insecta, Diptera, Drosophilidae. Bases 1 to 1320 code for a protein of 439 amino acids.
AUGUCUUGGCAUCAUGUUCCAACCAACCUCAAUCCGGCGGAUGUCGUGUCGCGAGGCUGUACACCUAAAGAAUUGCUGGAGCAUUCUCUUUGGGCUAAUGGACCUCCAUUUCUUUUGCAGAACUCAUCGGAAUGGCCUUCCCUGCUUGAUGUAGCAAGGGAUCUUCCAGAGCGUCGUUCCGCGACUCUAAUUGGAACCGUGUCCAAGCCUCUACUUUCCAAUGGCCAUCUUUCCGUUGAGGAGAUCAACUCGGGGACCAUACUUCUUCUAAGGAGCAUCCAGCAGAUUCACUUAGCCAAGGAGUAUGGAGUUCUUAGCCAGAGCAAGCCGUGUCCACAGAAGAGCAAACUGAUUUCGCUGAGGCCAAUUCUUGGCACCGAUAGAUUACUUCGCGUUGGUGGAAGACUUCAGAACGCAAACUUGGACUAUGAUACUAAGCAUCCGAUAUUGCUUCCCAAGGACCAUCCAGUCACCAAAGCAAUCAUCGUGUAUUUCCAUAAAAAAUACAUGCACGCAGGAUCGCAGGCGUUGCUUGCCACAUUACGACAAAGAUAUUGGCCGAUUGGAGGUCGGAAGUUCGUGGCUAGCGUCAUCAACAAAUGCGUUAGAUGCUUUCGGAUGAGGCCUGUGACUUGGGAGCACAUCAUGGGUAGUCUUCCAGCGAAUCGAGUUCAACCUAACCCAGCAUUUCAUACGACAGGAGUCGACUAUUGUGGGCCAUUCUAUCAUAAAGCAGAGUCCCGGAACAAGGCACCGCACAAGUGCUACAUCGCCGUCUUUGUCUGCUUUUCCACGAAGGCCGCUCACUUGGAAGUCGUCCAGGACCUCACAACAGAUUCCUUCAUAGCAGCUCUGAGAAGGUUCAUCAGCCUUAGAGGCAGUCCGCGAACUAUCUGGAGUGAUAAUGCGACUAACUUUGUCGGCGCCAAGAGCGAGUUAGGAGAGCUGAAGGAAUUAUUUUUGAGCGAGCAACAUAUAGCUUCGAUAGCUUCUUCGUGCCUAGCGGACGGGAUAGAUUGGAAGUUCAUACCUCCGCGUGCUCCACACUUUGGUGGCCUAUGGAAGGCCGCUGUCAAAUCGGCCAAGUUUCACUUCUACAGAGUCGUCGGUCCAUCCAUCUUAUCCCUCGAUGAAUUGAGAACUCUUGCCUACGAGAUUUCUGCUAUCCUUAACUCAUGUCCCCUCUGUCCAAUUUCAAAAAACGCUGAAAGCCUCGAGGUGCUAACGCCGGCGCAUUUCUUAAAGGGUUCCAGCUACACCAAAUUUCCUGAGCCGGAUGUCACGCAUCUCCUUCAAGGCCGCCUCAGCCUCAAAUUGUGA